This is a messenger RNA of Effrenium voratum, 1515 nucleotides long. NCBI's taxonomy places the organism in Eukaryota, Dinophyceae, Suessiales, Symbiodiniaceae. The record is from the annotation of a GenBank genome assembly.
GAAAGGUUCGGAGAGCCAAGGGCAUCCUUGUCUUCCGCGUAUGCCGCGGCCGGCGCGGCAUGGCGUACGCAUCCCACAUGAAUUACUCGCCCAUGCAGGUCAAGUCCACAGCUUUAGUGGAUGACCUGGGCAGGGAGGUCGCCCGGAAGGAUAAAUUCGGGUGCCACCGCCUUCCAACUUUCCAGCGGGUGAAGCCCAACAAGCGCGCGGUCUCGGAGCUCUUCAAGGAUGCCAAGCGGAAAGAGGAGAUGGUUGGCAAGGCUGACCCCAUCCAUGGCAACAUCUACACCUACUGGGCGUUCCAUGAGGUUUUGCAGCAGCACGGGCUGAUCGAUCCUCAGGCCUCCAAGAGCAAAGUGCUGCAGGUGGGCCUCCUGUUCGUCAUGAUCGUUCAAGUCCUGGGACCGCCGGCGAUCCUGAUUUGGAGCAUUUAUGCGAUCAACUGGUCGCAGGCCAAAAUUGGCCUGGGCUCCUGGCAAUACCAAUACGGAAGUUACACCCACGGCAUCUCCAACUUCGCUGGACAAAUCCUAGGUACUUUGUUCCUCUUCGUUUUCAUUUUGAACGGUAUCUAUGUGAUCCGCGAUGACAAGAAGAAGUCUGAGAAAAUUUGGUAUGUGGUGAAAGUGCUGGAUGGUCCCGAUGGCCGGAAUCGCCGAAACACCGUGAACAAGUUCUGGCUGCGCGCCGGGGCGAUCAUCAACAGCUGGUGUGUGGUGAUUUCCGCCAUCUGUAUGGCGCCCUGCUUCAUCCUCUCGAAGAGCCCAAAGGACAUCAUUUUCGACGCCUUUGCGCUGCUCUUCCUCUUCAGACUGGAUGAUGUGAAUGGUGACCUGGGCUUUCUGGAAGAACAGUGGGAUUCAGAUCUCUUUGGUUCCUUCUACGAGCAUAUUCGAGAUACCGAAGAAAUCCGGAAGGCCGAAAGCGGGGAGAACGACGAUUACGCAGGUGUCGGAUCCAGUGGAUGCAGCGAUGACGACGAGCUCAAUGAGCUCUUUUCGGACUGGCACUGUAGCGUCUACUACGUCGCCCGUCAGUUCCUUAUGGUCCUUCUGGUCCUGGUGCCUCUCUUCUACAUCUGUGUGGAGGGGGCAGUGCCGAGACAUAUCUUGAACAGACCCGACGAGCAUAACGCCAGCUGGAGCGCCAUGGUCAGCAAGUUGGAGGCCUCUUGGAUGUUGGGAAGCCCAGCUCACAGUUUUCCAGACCCCAUGAGACGUGGCCGGUGCACGCCUUUGCGUUGUGACAACGCCUGUGACUGUAGAGGGAGACCCGCCUAUGGACCUGGCGCAGUGGCAACUUCAUGCCCUCAGUUCCUUGGGCUUGGUCCCCCAUUAAGUGGCCAAGUAUCCCGCGCCAAGGGGGGCACUUCUAGCACAGUCCAGUCCGUGAUCAAUACGGGCCGGGUGUGGCAUUGUCUACCUUCUUCCUUGGCCCGGGGAUGCUAGGCCCCUUGAAGCUAAUGCAGGCGGCUUCGGCUGCGCGCUACUUAGAUCUCCGCCGAUGGCGAAUGGC